Arachis stenosperma is the source of this 2955-nucleotide messenger RNA. RefSeq names its product BTB/POZ domain-containing protein SR1IP1-like. Gene Ontology annotation, molecular function: protein binding. The transcript has 5 exons. The coding region runs from base 214 to 2067 and encodes 617 amino acids. NCBI's taxonomy places the organism in Eukaryota, Viridiplantae, Streptophyta, Magnoliopsida, Fabales, Fabaceae. The record is from RefSeq and is a predicted model, not a curated record.
AAUCCCAUCUCACUUCUCCCAUUAGCCCUCAAGAUAGAGAGAAUGUAAAAAAGGUUGCAAUAUAAAAGCAUGACUUUGAUUAAGCAAUAAGCAUGUAUGUAACUGAGAUCUCUUUAAUUUAUUCCUACAUUAUUCUUUUAAUUUUCUUUUAUUCUCUCCAUCAUCAAUUGUACGGUUAAGAAACUCUAUUAAAUCUCUCUCUUGAGUCUUGGCAUGAUUGAUUGUGAUAAAGAGAAAACCGCUGCGGGUAACUUGUUUUCCAAUAAGAAGGGCCUUACUUUCAGUAACAUGAGGAGGACAAGUGAAUGGAUUUUUUCCCAUGAGCUUCCUAGUGAUAUCACUGUUCAAGUUGGAGAAGAUUGCUUUUUGUUACACAAGUUUCCAUUAGUCACCAAGUGUGGAUACAUAAGGAAACUUGUGUCACAAUCAAGUGAGGUUGAUGCUUCCUUCAUUGAAAUCAAUGAUGUCCCUGGUGGAGCAGACGCAUUUGAACUCGCGGCGAAGUUCUGCUACGGCAUAAAUUUCGAAAUAAGUAUCGAAAACAUUGCUAUACUUCACUGUGUGGCAGAGUAUCUUGAGAUGACAGAGGAUAUCUCAAUUGGAAACUUGGCGUCAAGGACUGAAUCUUACUUGAAUGAAGUAGCAUUGGAGACCAUUCCAGGGGCUGUAACGGUCCUGAGUGUGUCGGAAACUUUGUUUCCGGCAGCAGAGAAGGCGAAAUUGGUGAGCCAGUGUGUGGAUGCUAUUGCAUACAUAGCCUGCAAGGAAAGCCAGUUUUGUUCGUCGGCUAAAAGUGAUGGCGGUAGCAAUGAUUGGGUCAUGUCUUCCUCCAUGGAUUCGCGCCUGCGGCCGGUGGUUGAAUGGUGGGCUGAAGAUCUAACGGUUCUAAGAAUUGAUAUUUUCCAGAGAGUCUUACUUGCAAUGCUGGCAAGAGGGUUCAAGCAUCAUGCUAUUGGUCCUAUUCUAAUGUUGUAUGCACAAAAAUCUCUAAGAGGCUUGGAGAUAUUUGGAAAGGGAUGGAAAAAAAUUGAUGAACCAACGGAUGAGCAGGAGAAAAGGAUUGUCGUAGAGACAAUAGUGAAUCUCUUACCAAAUGAGAAGAACGCCAUGUCAGUUAGCUUUCUCGCUAUGCUACUUCGAGCAUCCAUAUAUAUCGGAACAACCGUUUCUUGCAGGCUUGAUCUGGAGAGGAGGAUGGCCCUGCAGUUAGACCAGGCCGUUUUAGAUGAUCUUCUUAUUCCUUCUUAUUCAUAUUCUUCCGACACGUUGUUCGACGUGGAUACGGUGCAGCGGAUCAUGGUGAAUUAUCUGGAGUCUGAGAUGACUGGAGAUUGUUCAAUUUACAAUGGAGAUGAUGAAUACUUUUUGCCUUCCCGGCCAUACCUCGGCCACGUUGGGAAGUUGAUGGAAGGCUACCUUGCUGAAGUAGCCUCAGACAAGAACUUGUUAGUGUCCAAGUUCAUCAGUCUUGCUGAAUUGAUUCCUGAUCAAGAAAGAACAGCUGAAGAUGGAAUGUAUAGAGCCAUUGACAUCUAUCUUAAGGCUCAUCCUACUCUAAGUGAAAUGGAGAGAAAGAAAAUUUGCAGUUUGAUGGACUGCCAGAAACUAUCACGAGAUGCAUGCGCUCACGCCGCGCAAAACAAUCGGCUUCCUGUCCAGACGGUGGUUCAAGUUCUCUACCACGAACAGCAACGCCUUCGGGAAACCAGCGAAGAAUGGGAUCGUUCGUCUGAUUCCAUUAUUAUUCCAACAACAUCCAAUGAAGCAUCCAACUUGAGAAGAGAAAAUGAAGAGCUUCGAGUCGAGGUUGCAAAAUUGAAGAUGAAACUAAAAGAGAUUCAGAAAUUUGCACUUGUAUCAGCAAGUGGUAGUAGUUCUGCAACAAAUUCUAGUGCUUCGCCUUGUUUCUCUGAGAAGCCUCCCCUUCAACGAAAGUCGUUCAUGAGUUCAGUGUCAAAGAAACUUGGUCGCCUUUCGCCGUUAUUUCAACGUGCAGAUUAUAAUUAUGCUGCCACAAUCCCUUCCGAAACGAAAGUAGAUAAGAACAGACGCCAUUCCAUAUCUUGAAGUUAUUGAUUGUUAUUGGACCAAGUUCUUCCUUGGUUUAUUUUCCAAGUCUUGAAUGCUGGUGUAUACUCUUGUUUUGCUUCCUAUGUUUGUGCAUAUGUAGACUAUUCACUAUACAUUGCGAUCAAUUGUGGAAGGUGAAGUUUGUUACUGGUUAAGAAUAGAUUAAGGGAGAAGUAUAUAACGUACAAGAUUCUUAUAGUAUUGCAUCUUCACUAGACCUGAAAUUUCUUUCGCUGUAAAUAAAUGCAACCAAUUCAUGCAUAACCUUUUGAUCACUCAUUAGAAAUCAGUCAAGUGUAUCCUUAGAUACCAUGCUAGCACUCCAGAUCAAGGGAUUCUCUUUCACCUUUCUUCUGACUUGAGAAUUUUCGCAUUUGUAAAUACUGAUUGGGGAUCAGGUAUGGAUGGCAGGUGCUCUACCUCAAGAUACUGUGUCUAUUUUCGAGGCAAUUUGGUUGUUUGGUCCAAUCGCAAGCAACACUCGAUCAGUCGCUCCAGUGCAGAAGCUGUGUUUCAUAGCAUUACUGAUGCCUCUAUAGAAAUAAUUUAGUUGGAAACACUUUUAUCUGAGCUUCAAAUUCAUGUAUCUAGUGUGCCAAUCAUCUAGAUAAUGCAAGUGUAGCUAAAAUUUUAGCUAAUCUCAUCAUGCAUGGCCGAACGAAGCACUUUGAACUUAAUUUGCAUUUUAUCCGGGACAGCAUAAAUUGAAUAUUGUUCAUGUUCUAGGAACAUAUCAGAUUGCAGACAUUUACACAAAGCCUUUAUUUUUUGCUGUCUUUGAUAGAUUCAAGUGUAAACUCAAGGUCAUUCACAAACCUCCCCUUUAGUUUGAGGGAUAACAAGAGAGAUGCAACUAACAAACCAUCUCUAACCAAAUUAGUUAGA